UGUGAAGAUUUCGUUUAUAAACAGUCAGUGCUUUUUAGUUUUCAGCAAAUUUUGAGGAAGAUUUAUUUAGAAAAGGAAAAUAAUAAUAUGGUGCAAGAAUUGUGUAGAGUAUGCGCCACGGCUGCCCAUGAAGACACGGCCAUAAAAUUAUUCGAACGCAAUCAAAAAGAAUUGUUACAACAAUUACGGCUAUUGACGGGUUCAAUGAUAAAAAACAGUAUUGGUUAUCCUAGGUUGGUUUGUUGGGCGUGCCAACAAAAACUGAUGGACGCUUACGCUUUUCGUCAGUGCUUUGUUAAGUCUCAAUUAUUUUUUAAAGAGAAAAUGAGAGAAAAGCUUAUCGCUAUGCAGGAAGCCAAAAAAUUUAAAGAAAAAACGAGGACACCUAAAGAUUCGGAAUUAUUUCCGAACACAGUUAAGGAAGAGGAAGGGAAUGACAAUAAUGAUCGUAAAAAGGAAGAUCACGAAGAAGUUUAUGAAUCAUCUGAAUUUGAAAAUGUGUUAAAAGAGGAAGAACAUCAAGGAUUGAGUAAAGACGAUAUUUUCGAAGCCGAGGAAGAAGAGUUUAUUAAUAUAGAUCAGAAAAUUGAAAGCAACUUUAGCGUAUACGAAUUCAAUAACGAAGAUGAGCCGGAUGGUAAUGUUGAAACCAUGAACAAUGCGAGCGUGGAAAAGAAAAGUCCAGAAAGAUUGCAAUUGGAAAAAAAGAAAACGUUUAAAGGUCGAAAGAAGCGCAAGAAUGCCCCAGAGGAGCCGAGACAAUAUAUAUGCGAUCAAUGCGGGAACCAUUUUAGUUGUCGGCAUCAUUUUGUAAUACAUCUGAGAAGACACACUGGUGACAAGCAGUAUGCUUGCGAAAUAUGUCCUGACAAGUUUUUCACCAACUCGGAAUUGACCCGACACAUGAGAAAACAUACCGGCGAAAGACCAUUCGCUUGUAAAUUUUGUUUAAGAAAGUUUACCGAUUACAGUACCCGGGUGAAACAUGAAAGAACUCAUACUAAUGAACGUCCUUUUCAAUGCAAUGGAUGCGGAAAAUCAUUUACCACGUCCUAUAUACUCAAAAAUCAUAUGCUGACGCAUACUGGGGAAAAAUUGUUUAGUUGUAACCUGUGCAACAGAUCUUUUAGCCGACGUACACAUCUAGUGGUGCAUUAUCGAUCUAUAUUGCACAAGCAAGCUGAAGAAAAACAAGCGGAAAACGCGAUUUUCUAA
This is a messenger RNA of Glossina fuscipes, 1215 nucleotides long. Its product is annotated as transcription factor Ouib-like. Bases 88 to 1215 code for a protein of 375 amino acids. Gene Ontology annotation, biological process: regulation of transcription by RNA polymerase II. Lineage: Eukaryota; Metazoa; Arthropoda; Insecta; Diptera; Glossinidae. The record is from RefSeq and is a predicted model, not a curated record. Gene Ontology annotation, cellular component: nucleus. Gene Ontology annotation, molecular function: DNA-binding transcription factor activity; RNA polymerase II cis-regulatory region sequence-specific DNA binding; zinc ion binding. The transcript has 5 exons.